Molecule: messenger RNA, 2553 nt
Organism: Scomber japonicus (chub mackerel)
Lineage: Eukaryota; Metazoa; Chordata; Actinopteri; Scombriformes; Scombridae
Gene: rangap1a
Product: RAN GTPase activating protein 1a
Exons: 16
Coding region: 115-1842 (575 amino acids)
Biological process (GO): signal transduction; nucleocytoplasmic transport; activation of GTPase activity
Cellular component (GO): nucleus; perinuclear region of cytoplasm; cytosol
Molecular function (GO): small GTPase binding; GTPase activator activity
Source: RefSeq, a predicted model, not a curated record
AAAGAGGUAGUUUAGUGCUGCUCUUGUUCAACAGCGAGGAGGGAGAGAGCCGUCCCCAGUCCCCGUUUGAGUUUCGAUUCCCGGCGGCAGCCUCGGUAACGUUAAAGUGUCCCCAUGGCGACAGACAUUGUUGCGCAGUUGGCCGACUCUCUGGCCAAGACUGGAGUAGAGGAUGGAGAGCUUAGCUACAAAGGCCAGGGAAGAAAGCUGGAUGAUGCCCAGUCAGUGGAGGAGAUAGUGAAGGAUAUCCAGGACUUCAAGGGUUUACAGGCUCUGAGGUUGGAGGGAAACACUGUAGGUGUGGCGGCAGCACAGGCCAUCGCCAAAGCUCUAGAGACAAAGAGUGAAUUCAAGCGCUGUUACUGGAGUGAUAUGUUCACAGGCCGCCUGCGCUCUGAGAUCCCUCCUUCUCUGAAUUCACUGGGUGAUGCUUUGAUGCUGGCGGGCGCCAGGCUGACUGUUUUAGACCUCAGUGACAACGCUUUUGGACCAGACGGGGUGAAAGGCAUCGAGAGGUUGCUGAAGAGCACCGCCUGCUACACAUUGCAGGAGCUGCGGCUCAACAACUGUGGCAUGGGCAUCGGGGGUGGGAAAAUCUUGGCUGCUGCAUUGACCCAUUGCCAUGAAAAGUCUAGUGGAGAUGGCUCCCCUCUCAGCCUGAAGGUGUUUGUUGCAGGAAGGAACCGACUGGAGAAUGAUGGAGCCACUGCCCUCGCUCAAGCCUUCAAGUUGAUGGGCAGCCUGGAGGAGGUUAAUAUGCCACAGAAUGGCAUCAAUCACCCUGGUGUGACAGCCCUGGCCAUGGCAAUGGAGAACAACCCAAACCUCCGCAUCCUUAACCUCAAUGACAACACAUUCACUGAGAAGGGGGCUAUCGCCAUGGCUCAGGGCCUGAAACACCUACGCAGCCUGCAGGUGAUAAACUUUGGAGACUGCCUGGUGAGGCCAGCUGGAGCUAUAGCUAUGGCAAAAACAGUUUCAGAGGGACUACCAAUCCUGAAGGAGCUCAAUCUGUCAUUCGGUGAGAUUACAGAGGAAGCUGCUCUGGCUGUGGCACAAGCAGUGAAGGACAAGGACCAGCUGGAGAAACUGGACUUAAAUGGUAACUGUUUAGGAGAGGAUGGCUGCAAAGCUCUGAAAGACACCCUGGAAGGCCUUAACAAAGCCGACCUUCUAGGAUCACUCAGUGACGACGAAGGCGAACCAGAAGACGACGAUGACGAGGAUGAAGAUGAGGAAGAGGAGGACGAUGACGAGGAAGUGGAUGAGGAGGAGGUAGAAGAGGAAGAGGAAGAAGAGGAGGAAGAGGAAAGCAGCAGCAACAAGUUGUCUACUCCUGUAUCAGCGCCACGGCCGCCGGAUGUCUCCUCCUUCCUCAGUUUUCCGUCUCCAGACAAACUGCUCAAACUGGGGACCAAGAGAGCGUUUCUGAUAGAGCAGCAGGUGGAUGUGACAGAUGCUGCAAAAACAGCUGAAGCCUUCCUCAAGAUUGCAUCUGUGUACAAAGAGGAGAACAGUGAUGUUAAGAAUGCAGUGUUGGAAAGUAUCGACGCUCUUCUGAAGAAAGCUUUUUCCACUCCUUCCUUCCAAGGCUACAACUUUGUAUCAUCUUUGUUAGUGCUGCUCGGACUUCUUAAGAGUGAGGACAAGGUCAAGCCUGUGCUCGUGGUUCCCGGACACCUCCAGGCCUUGGAGCACGUCGUGCGACAGGACUACUUCCCCAAAGAGAGCGUGGCUGUGCUGGAGGCCUUCAUGUCCCGAAACAACAAGUCCCUGGACUCAUGUUGCAAUGCCAGAAACAACCUCCAGUCAACACUGCAGAGAGUCAGAUCUGAGAGCUGAGGACUGUGGAUACACGUACAUACACACACACACACACACAGACUGUAUCUUGACUGUUGGACCUUUCUGGAAAACAGCACACAUGAGCCCAAAUUUGAAGCAAAAGGAGCAGAGCAGCACUUGAAAUGAACAGAACACUCACACUUUGCUGUGGCACUGCUGACCUUCACAAGUUCGGCCACAUACACCUUUCAUUCUGGACUCUGGACUAACCUUGAAUACUUAAUGUUUUGAAGUAGGUAAUGCUCUUAUGGUGUGGACUAAUCGAGUAGCUUCAUGUACACUUGUAUAACCACAGGACAGCACUGACAACUUUUAUCCUCACCCUCUUUGCAAGAAAAGCCUUUGUUCCCCUGCGAUAACCCAAAAACGUGUGUUGUCUGUGACUGACUGAAGCACAGAUUACACUCUGAUGCAGAUUAGAUCAGCUCAUGUCAGCGUUUCACUCUGACCACGACUGAUCAGGGCUCCACGCAUCAGCUAUUGUACAUUUUCUAUUUCAUAUUUACCUUUUACUAUUCAGCUGUUUUAUAUAAAAUGUUUAUUAAAUUCAUGAAUAUGGUCAAACAAAUAUGUAAUUAAAAUAUGUAUUGACUGGUAAAUAUUAUGAGACUAGGCCUGUAAAGUACAGUUGAACUGUUAAAAGGGAUGAAAUGUAUUUUCUGCCUUCAACAAGGCACACAUUUUUGGGGGGUUUGAAAAUAAAGAUCA